Ornithorhynchus anatinus (platypus) is the source of this 1121-nucleotide messenger RNA. Its product is annotated as C-type lectin domain family 2 member A-like. The transcript has 4 exons. The record is from RefSeq and is a predicted model, not a curated record. Bases 156 to 767 code for a protein of 203 amino acids. Lineage: Eukaryota; Metazoa; Chordata; Mammalia; Monotremata; Ornithorhynchidae.
AAACCACUGAUGGAUUGAUAUCACUUAUCUAGGGUAACCUGGGGGCAUUUCUUCAUGUGUGUUUUUCAGGUGGCUGGUCCCUGUCGAGAAACCAGACUAUCGGUCUCAUUGCAGGGAAAAUAGCCUUGGCUUUGAUUCUGGGGAUUGUCCUGGGUAUGACUUUGGGAAAUAAGCGAGGGAGGAGAACCCCAGCUCGAUCUAGGCCUUCUAGAACCACUCUGACCCCCGCUCUGACUCCCCCUCUGACUCUCACUCCGACUCUCACUCCAGCUCUCCCUCUGACUCCCUCUCUAACACUCACUCCGACUCUCACUCCAACUCCCACUCUGACUCCCCCUCUGACUCCCACUCCGACUCUCACUCUCGCUCCCACUCCGACUCCACCUCCAUCUCCAACUCCAACUGGAAGUAAAGUUGAAUGUUCACUGAAUUGGUUGGAAGUACUGGGGACAUGCUUCUCUUUUUCUGCUGGAACUGCGGACUGGAAAGAGAGCAACACGUCUUGUGAAGUGGACGGGGCUAUUCUUGCCAUGAUGACCCCCCAGCAAAUGGAAAUCCUGAAGACUCACGUGGGCAGUUUUACCUACUGGUUUGGACUGAACAAGGAAGGAGAUUCAAGCUGGAAAUGGGUUGAUAACUCAGCAUUCAACAACGAGUUCACCAUCCAUGGAACUGGGGAGUUUGCCUACUUGGAUGCCACAGGCGUUAAAAGUGAUGAAUGGCUCGUGAAAAAAAAGUGGAUUUGCUCCAGGUCACCCAAACAUUAGAUGUUUAACAUCGUUGAAGGAUGGUUCUGGAAUGGGGCAUAACAUCCGCCUCCUCUGCCCCCAGAGACAGGGUGUUUCAGGUUGCAAGGAGGCAUUGCGAAUACAACUUUUGCGUCUCCUCCCAUGUAGCAGGAGCAGUAGGAUUUCUCCCUCAGCUCUUCGCUGGGGGAGCCUAUGGUGUCUGAGAGCUUUAUUCAUUUCCCAAAUCUCCCUCUUCCCUCACCAAUAAUUCUCCCAACUUCCCCUUAGCCCCCCAUUGACGAGCCCCACAAUGCUGGAAGCGGGGAUGUAGCCAGUUGGGCAGGUUGCCAUGGCUGCCUGAAUUUCUGGCUUCAAUUCUGCAUUUCUGGUUUC